CCACUUCCUUCUGAUGGCAUUACCACAAUCUUUGAGAACAUCCGUGACUCCACUAGAGCUUGAGCUCAUCGCCUCUGAGCAACUGGUCGAGAUUGUCCCCUUGAUCACAAUGGAAAAAACAGCUUUCAUUUCGGGCGCAUAUGGACCACUACGACCGCCGGCAAAAUGUCGGAUACCUCUUUGGAUGGCUACUAAUCUGAAGCUAAAGAAAAAAUGUCAUAUCGUACCCCCGGAAUGGCUCAGUGUAGAUUUUUUGCAGGAGCGGCUAACAAGAGAAACGAGUCGGCCGGAAUUUAGCAAGCUGCCUUUCCGUUUUGCAGAGAUAGCCAAGGUCAUCCUUGACGUUGCCUCGGAUGAUGUGCAGAAUGCAGAUAAAAUCAAGUCAUUACUGAAAGAUCUUCGCGAAGCUCGACAAGCUAAAAGUCGCGAUGGUUUGCAAAAAUUAGAUCACAGCGAGCUCAGUUUGCCAAACCUGUGUUCUAUGGAAAUCAACGAGAUUCGACCUUUCUUCAUACAAUCUAUGGGAAUACUAACACAGCUUGUUAGAGAGCCUUCUGCUGAGUAGCACUUGGCUUCUUGCCCUGGGUCGCGGAAAUGCACCGGUGUGUCUAUUUAUCUGACCUCUGUA
This is a messenger RNA of Suillus discolor, 628 nucleotides long. RefSeq lists its product as uncharacterized. Lineage: Eukaryota; Fungi; Basidiomycota; Agaricomycetes; Boletales; Suillaceae. The coding region runs from base 14 to 565 and encodes 183 amino acids. Gene Ontology annotation, biological process: DNA replication; double-strand break repair via break-induced replication. The record is from RefSeq and is a predicted model, not a curated record. The transcript is spliced from 5 exons. Gene Ontology annotation, cellular component: GINS complex; nucleus.